AUGAUGUAUGCCAAUUAAACUCGAAUUGAUUCCACUCACUCACUCUAUAAUGAAAUGAGUCAUCGCCUCCAACUUCAAGGCAUUUUCGUCACCUCCUUUCGCCAACGCCACUUUUCCUUCUUUUCCCCUUACACUUCCACCACCACAAGGGUAUCGUUUUCUAGUUCUAGUUGCGGGAAAAAUUUGCAAAUGGAAGAAGUGAAGGUUGCUUCAGACUUGUUGGUGGGUGACCCUGCUUCACUGGAGAAGAAAAUUGAUGCAAUUCGUUUGGGUGGUCCCCAGAAGCUUCAGGUGAUUGCUGAUUUUGAUGCCACGUUAACAAAGUUUUGGGUUAAUGGAACUCGUGGCCAAACCAGUCAUGGUCUUUUGCAGCAGGGUAAUCCAGAAUAUGAUGCCAAAAGGCAGCAGUUAUAUGAAUAUUACCAUCCAUUAGAGUUUUCGCCGACUAUUGGACUUGAAGAGAAAACGAAGCUCAUGGAAGAGUGGUGGGGAAAAACACACGGUCUUCUUGUUGAGGGAGGACUUACAUAUGAUUCAAUAAGACAAUCAGUUGCUAAUGCCAACAUAGCUUUCAGGGAAGGUGUUUCUGAACUUUUUGAGUUUCUGGAGGAAAGAGAUAUUCCUGUGUUAAUAUUCUCAGCCGGGCUUGCUGAUAUCAUUGAAGAGGUCCUAAGGCAGAAACUUCACAGAUCCUUCAAGAAUGUGAGGAUAGUAUCCAACAGGAUGGUAUUUGAUGAUGAUGGCCGCCUUGUAUCUUUCAAAGGAAAAUUGAUUCAUAGCUUAAAUAAAAAUGAGCAUGCUCUUGAUAUGGCUGCUCCUGUUCAUGAGAGAUUGGGUGAUAUGGAUGGUCCUACUGACGACAAUUCCUCAUUGAAGAAGAGAACCAAUGUUCUCCUCCUCGGUGAUCACACUGGAGACUUGGGAAUGUCUGAUGGUUUGAAUUAUGAGACUCGAAUAUCCAUGGGAUUCCUGAAUCACAACGUUGAGAACUCACUUAGCUGCUAUCAAGAAGCUUUUGAUGUUGUUUUUGUGAAUGAUGCACCCAUGUGGGGAGUUAUCAAACUGGUCUCUCAUAUGUGUUUAAGUGGGAGGUGAUGUUUCCUGCAAUGAUGUAUUCUUAGCAGUCUCAUUCUUUUUUGUUAUAUAUCUUAGGAUUCCUCGUUAUGAAAUUUAUUUUACCUAUAGCUAAGAAAACCGUGCACAAACUCAACCAUUAAAAUGUUUUGUUUUACCGAACAAUAUAAAUAUAAAUUAUAAAAAUUGACAAAUGGAAACAUUCAGAUAUGUAUCUGCAUGAGCUGCGGUUGUUUUUGAA
This is a messenger RNA of Glycine soja, 1315 nucleotides long. RefSeq names its product 7-methylguanosine phosphate-specific 5'-nucleotidase A-like. Bases 55 to 1095 code for a protein of 346 amino acids. NCBI's taxonomy places the organism in Eukaryota, Viridiplantae, Streptophyta, Magnoliopsida, Fabales, Fabaceae. Gene Ontology annotation, molecular function: 5'-nucleotidase activity; magnesium ion binding. Gene Ontology annotation, cellular component: cytoplasm. The record is from RefSeq and is a predicted model, not a curated record. The transcript is spliced from 10 exons.